This is a messenger RNA of Monoraphidium neglectum, 1410 nucleotides long. RefSeq names its product putative Cell division cycle protein 16. The transcript is spliced from 5 exons. The record is from RefSeq and is a predicted model, not a curated record. NCBI's taxonomy places the organism in Eukaryota, Viridiplantae, Chlorophyta, Chlorophyceae, Sphaeropleales, Selenastraceae. Bases 1 to 1410 code for a protein of 469 amino acids. Gene Ontology annotation, molecular function: protein binding. Gene Ontology annotation, biological process: cell division.
AUGGUUGCGCCAGCGACGCCUGCCGCGCAGGCGCACCUGCUGCGGUCACUGGUGCAGGACUGCAUCGCCAAGCACCUCUACCCCACGGCGGUGUUCUUUGCGGAUAAGCUGGUUAGCCUCACCAGCUACAGCGCAGCCGAUGUCUUCCUGCUGGCGCAGACUUACUAUGUGAGCCGUCAAUUCCGCCGCGCGGCGGUGCUGCUGCGCCAGCACGCCCCAAUGGCGGACGCCCGGUUCCAGUACCUGGCGGCCAAGUGCUUGUCAGAGGUGGCCGAGUGGGACGAGGUGCUGGUGCUGCUGGCGGACGCGGAGCCUGACGACCUCGCGGCCAGUCAGUCCCCCUCCGCCGGCGCCGGCCCCGGCGCUGGCCGCGAGGUCUCCGGCCCCGCCGCCGCCUGCCUCCUCCGCGGCCGCGCGCACGAGGCGCUGGACAACCGCGCCGCCGCCGCCCAGUGGUACCGCGCCGCGCUGCGCCUCGACCCCUUUUGCGAGGAGGCGCUGGCCGCGCUUCUGGACCACCACCUGCUGACUAAUGCGGAGGAGCUGGCGCUGGUGGAUGGCCUCAGGCUGCCGCAGGAGCACCGGUGGCUGCGGCUGCUGUACCGCUGCCGCUGCAAGAAGUACAACCAGGGGGCGUCCAUGGAGCAGCAGCUGGCGGAGCUGGAGGCGCCGCUUGGCGUGGGCUGCUACUACAUGGCGGCGCGGCACUUUGAGGCGGCGCGGCGCUACUUUUCAAAGGCCACCAGCCUGGACAGGAACAGCGCGCACGCCUGGGUUGGCUUUGGGCACGCGUUUGCAGCGCAGGACGAGAGCGACCAGGCCCUCGCUGCCUACCGCACCGCCGCGCGCCUCUUCCCGGGCCUGCACACGCCCGUGCUGGGCAUGGGCAUGGAGUACAGCCGCAUGAACAACCUGGGGCUGGCGGAGAGGCUGUUCCGCGCCGCGCACGCGCUGUGCCCGGACGACCCGCUGGUCUGCCACGAAAUCGGGGUCCUUGAGUACCGCAACGGCCGCCACGCCGCUGCGGAGCGCUGGCUGCGCGCCGCGCUCGCGGCGACGCCGCGCUCGGGCGGUGGCGGCGGCGGCGGCGGCGGCGGCGCGCUCCCCGCGGCGGCCGAGGCGACGCUGCUCGCGCUCGGCCACGCGCGGCGGAAGCUGCGCGACUUUGGCGGCGCUCUGGAGGCGUACCGCGGCGCGCUCGCGCUCGCGCCCAACGCGGCGAGCACGCACGCGGCGGUGGCGUUCGCGCUGCAGCUGUCGGGGGACUGCGCGGGCGCGGUGCGGGAGUAUCACAUCGCGCUCGGCCUGCGGCCGGACGACGCGUUUGCGCAGGAGAUGCUCGGGGAGGCGCUGCGGGAGGAGUGCGCCCGGGCGAGCGCUGAGCUGGACGACGGUGGCCUAGGGGUGUAA